AUGGAGAACCCAGUUCCGGACGGUGAAGUGAUGGGCGCGAACGGUGCCAGUAGCAAGAUUUGCAGCGUUUGCGGGGACAAGGCACUCGGCUGCAACUUUAACGCCAUCACCUGCGAAAGCUGCAAGGCGUUUUUUCGGCGCAAUGCACUAUCGACGAAAAAGUUUUCGUGCCCGUUUAAUGAAAAGUGUGACAUCACGAUCAUAACGCGCCGCUUUUGUCAAAAGUGUCGACUAGUGAAGUGCUUUCGGAUCGGCAUGCGAAAGGAGUACAUCAUGUCGGAAGAGGACAAGGUGCUGAAGAGGAAGAAAAUCGAACAGAAUCGUGCCAAAAAGAGGCUUAGUGACGCACAGCCGGAAGGGGCGUCCGAAGCGGGUCCGACAGGCGUUGACACGGAGACCAGUAACGGGGUUCCGGUUAAGCUUAAGCGAGAGAAAUCUCUGAAAUUCUUCGAUGCCGUGGAAUGCUGGAACAAUUCAUCGUCCUCCGAGUACUGCCCGACGGAUCCUGGUCAGUCGAACGGUCUCGGUUCGGUUGACCCCUCGAAUUCCUCUAACCAUUCGCUUGUCUCGAAUGGCACGGCCAACGGGUUCCAUCGCGUGCCUUCACCAGCGGAACUAAUCACCACUCCCGGUUCGUCGGUCUACAAUCCGAACAGUUCCCUCUCGUCCGAGACAGAACUGCUGACGGCUGCAGUUGCAUCGUUGCAGCAACCGACACCUGCGAAUGGAACCGUGGGGACGGCUUCACGAUCGAAUGGCAGCAGCUCACAAAUGGCCGCUUGGGAUGACGCUUCCCUAGCGCCGGUUACGAUCGACUCGAGCGCGGAAGAUAUUGUCAAUCGCAUCGUCAACUAUCCGACGCGCGCCAGCCAAACGAUUGCCUCGCUAAUGAAGAGUCCUCGCGACGCGGUUUUUAUCAUGUCGAAGAUCAUCCAUUCGCAGUGCGACGCGCUGAAGCUGAUAAGCCACUUUAUAGUCGCACCUGGCGAUGCACUUCAGAUAAUCAGCCUCAUCAUGAACUCUCCUUUCAAUUCGUUAACUGUUUUUGCACAGUUUAUGUCAUCUCCGACCGAUGCAUUGCAGGUGAUUGGGAAGAUAGUCAGUUCGCCGGCCGACGUUUUGACAUUUAUGCAACAGCUAAUGCAGCAACCGGAAGACGCGCUGCAAAUCAUGAACAAGUUCAUGUCAUCACCGGCCGAGGCGCUCCAGAUGAUCAACAAGAUGAUGAGUCACUCGGACAUUGUGAAAACGAUCAAAGAGGCGGCCGAUACAUCUCAGAAGGAUGACGAGGAGCCGUCGGCAGUUCCGCUGCAGCAACCGCAACAGCCGAAUCAGCGGACGCUGGCCCCGGACGCACUGGAAGCUGCGGAUGGCCCUUCAGAGCAACAUCAAAUGAUUCGUUCGUUGAUGCAAGAAUCGGUGGCUCUGGAUGCGGUUGCACCGAUCAGUGCGGCCGCGUCCCCUUCGUCCACGUCGAACUACGAACCAUCGUACCAAUCGAUGCUCGAUCCGUUGCUUUCGAGCACGACUUUGGCUGGAGCCAACCACCCUCACCACCAUGGUCACGGUCAGUCCACGUCGCCUUCGAGUUGCUCAGCCGAUAUAGCCGACGUCAUGUUUGCAUCCACCACGUUCGGGCACGAUCUGUCGACGGCCGCCGCGAUCGUCGGGCCACCGACGGACGAUUUGGACAUCUUUCAAGACAUCGAAGCGAAACCGAUCACGGCAAACACACUGGAAUCGGUGCUGAUGCAAGCCAUCAAGCUGGAGUACGAGGGCUACAAUAGUGCUCCAAUUGGGGCCGGUAGUGCGGGACAGCAGGCACCGUCGCACCAUCACCAUGGAACGGUGCUUGGGAACAAUAGUAUCGAGCUAAACGAUGCUGAAAGAGCCAAACUGAACGAGCUGAUUGUGGCCAAUAAAGCGCUCUAUGCUCCCGUCGACGAGGAUCUUGCGUCGCUCAUCUCGGAUGACUGCAGGAUUAAGAGCAACCAACCGCAACAGGACCCGCAGCUACUGAAGGUGAUCAACCUGACGGCCAUUGCCAUUCGGCGGUUAAUAAAGAUGUCGAAAAAGAUCAGCGCCUUCAAGAACAUGUGCCAAGAGGAUCAGUUGGCACUACUGAAGGGCGGCUGCACGGAGAUGAUGAUCCUGCGAUCUGCCAUGCAGUACGAUUGUGAUAGGGCAACGUGGAAGAUUCCUCACAGCCAGGAAGAAAUGUCCAACAUUAGGGCCGAUGUGCUGAAGCUUGCCAAAGGAAACGUUUACCAGGAGCACGAGCGUUUCAUUCGGACGUUCGACAAAAAGUGGCGCUCCGAUGAAAACAUCAUACUGAUCAUGUGUGCCAUUACUCUGUUCUCGCCCGCUCGUCCCAAAACCAUACACUCGGAUGUAAUCAAACUUGAACAGAACUCCUACUACUAUCUUCUACGCCGUUACCUGGAAAGCAUCUAUCCCGGUUGUGAAGCACGGUCGGUGUUUCUUAAGUUAAUGCAAAAAAUAUCUGAGCUUCAUCGUUUGAACGAUGAAAUCAUCAGUGUUUACCUCAACGUUAACCCGUCCGAGGUGGAGCCGCUUUUGCGAGAAAUAUUCGAUUUAAAAGUGCAUUGAAAACGCUAAAUUGAUUGCCGUUUUGACGGUAAUUUAUCGCUGGUUAUUGGAAUAGGUUAGCCCAAAGCUUAAAGUGGAGGCUCUUUAACUGUAUUUUGUUAGACACACGAGCAUUAGAUUGUCUCGGAUGACCGGUAUUACGAAUAUUUGGUUCCUACACGCAUUUCUCCUUAGAAUUAAGAUCCGUUUCCGUUAUUCCGAUUUCUAUUGGAAGGGUAUUACUGGCUGAUGUUACUCAUGCUGCUUUGAUAGGUUCAUGACAAUUUAUCAACCUUUACUGGUGGCACUGGACAAAUAAUUUAUAUCAUUACUCAGUUGCAAUCCUGUUUUAUUUGGCAGUAACCAAAACACUCUUUCAGUGCUCGCGUACCUCGUUUACAUAAGUUCCGUUUCGUAUGAUACAUUAGACAUUAGAAAAGCAAAUUUUCUGCAUUCAUGUUGAGAAUCAAACUACUAAACGAAGUAAAUCGCUAAUAGCUACAACUAAUUUGGAACAAAAAAAUGCGUUAAGAAAUACUAUCAAACUUUGUACGUUAAGGUUAAAGUCAAAGAACAUUCGCUUUCUCUCUGUAGACUGUGAGAAAGUAAUAUACAGGUAAACGAAAGAAGUGAUAUCAAAUAUUAUCAACCUUGCCUUACAGCGUAUUGUGAUGCCUUUGCUCUUACAGCGAAUGUACAUUGUUAGGGAAUGGACUUGGGGCGAGCUUUGAAACGAAAAAGAGAAAACUAGCAAAAUAAAGACAGCAUGCGGCACGAACGAAAUGGAGUUCGUAUGACUAAAGUAACGUGAUACGCUUAGGUUAGUACGAGUCGCAAAACAGAUGCAUCACUGGAGACAACCAACCAAAACAGACAAAAGUUCAAAUUACGAAUAUAGAAACGAGCAGACGCACCGUCGUCUAAUUUCGUUCUCUUUCCUAUGCAAUGCUUUAGCCGUUAAGUAGGUUAGGUAUUUUUUUGUUUCUACUGUUAAAAGCUUUUACUGUUUGUUAUUAACUGGUAGUAUAAAUUUUUAUUUACAUCAUUGUGUA
Anopheles cruzii is the source of this 3641-nucleotide messenger RNA. It is a transcript of the gene Hr96, whose product is annotated as nuclear hormone receptor HR96. The record is from RefSeq and is a predicted model, not a curated record. Gene Ontology annotation, molecular function: zinc ion binding; nuclear receptor activity; RNA polymerase II cis-regulatory region sequence-specific DNA binding. The transcript is spliced from 5 exons. The coding region runs from base 1 to 2610 and encodes 869 amino acids. NCBI's taxonomy places the organism in Eukaryota, Metazoa, Arthropoda, Insecta, Diptera, Culicidae. Gene Ontology annotation, biological process: positive regulation of transcription by RNA polymerase II; negative regulation of transcription by RNA polymerase II; cell differentiation.